CUCAUUAAGAGGUCAUGCAAACUCCCAAGCUAAACAAGGCAUUCUUACAUAUUUAACAUUCAAAUGCAGGAGCCGAGCUAAGCCAUGGAAGAUUGUAAUCAGAAAAAAGCAACACUUCCUUAUCAGGACGAAAGCUACAGGAGGCCUGAAGAUCUCUUUGCAGAAGUAAAGACUGCAAUUGAUUGCCACAAAACUUCCCAUGAAUGGCCUUCUCUAAAGCAGUCAGGUUAUUCUGGAAUGUGAAAACUCCUCGCUGCUUGGAUCCAUGACAACCACAUAGAUGAUAUUCACUCAUUUGAACAAUCUGCACCAAUAUGGAUCAAGACAUUUAAACCAAAUCUUGAAAGCAGUCGAUGGAGUACAGUCUGAAAGAUUAAAGAAAAUCCAGAUGGGGUGCAGGUGCUGCAAAAUGAUACAAAGCUACAUUUUUGAUCCAGAAGAAUUACAAUCACCUGGAUGCACUCAUGAAGGAAACAGCUACAAACAAGAUGAGCAAAGAAGCAAUAAAUUCAAAUUCAAGCAGAACUGUGAAAUUAAAGAACAGAAGAAAGAAAUCCAGAAGGAUGAGCUAAAAGGAACAGGAAUUAAAAAUCGGGUAAAUAGCACAGGGGAGACCCUCUGGAAUCACAGAGGCGAUGCUUUUCAAGAUGACAGCCUUGUGAAGUGUGUUGCAAAGCUCGAUGUUGCAGUCAAUGGCAGCAACUCCCAUGCUGGUGUGCACCCCAUUCUCAGCCCCAGCACAAACUCAGCGAAGGAAGCCAGUGAACAGAGCACCUCCAGCCAGCCAGCAGAGCCUUCUUCAGUCAACACUGGAGACUUCCACUCCAAACCGAAUGAGUGUGGCCAAGAGCUUGACCUAGGAGCAGGCAGUCACAGGAAGGCUGACUGCAGUCAGACAAACAGUAUUCGAGGUGUGAAGCCCUGGUCUAUAGAAGAUAGCAACUUUCUCAAAGGAAGUGCAGUAUUGGAGACCCAAAAUAAUGACGCCAUAAAACUGCCAGAUAUAGAUUAUUGCCAAAAUGGCAAUCAAAUCAGGAACUAUGUUGAAAAAGAUAGCAUUUCAGUCAACUAUACACAUCCAGACCAAAUGAAUAAACAUUUAGCAAUGCAGGGCCAAGACCUUCAUGUAACCCCACCUUUGCAAACGAAGGAAAGCAGUAUCGAGCCGUUUAACACUGACUCUGCAGGCUUGAGUGAAGACAUUCCCAAUGGCAUUGCUGCCAUGGCUGUGCCCACAGCAGCACAGGCACCCACACAUCACAGCCACAGAGACAUCAAUGGACAAACUGAGGAGGAAGAUGCAGAAGUAGCAGCAGCUCUGGCUGCACUGGAAGCUGCAACUGCAGGUGAAGACCUGGAAGAGGAUGAUGAAUACUAGAUGAAGGUCUCUGAGUGUAUCUCUCUGAUACACUGGGUGAGAUCCAGAAUUUUUUUCUGGAUCUACAUGAAUGCAUGUGCUGUUCACGUGGACAGCUGUUACAAACCACAUAUAUGAAAAGAGUUUGACUAAAUCUCUGUCCCUUCAACUGUUUUAUACAGCCUUCUAAUUUCUACUGCCUGAGUCACACACGCUCUUCUACAUGGGACCAACCAGGAGAGCAAAACAUCAUUCCUUGCACACAGGAUAUUCUGCUGUACAUGCAACUCAUCUGGUCUCACACAAACAUUUCCCUCAGUUUUGACUCUCAGGAGGGUCUUCGCACACUGUAUGUUCCAGGUUCAGAAAAAUUCCAUUAUUUAAAACUGAACUAUAGAAGACAUGGAGUUAGAAAUCACAGAUUUUCAUGUCAGCACAAAUAAAUAAAACUGACCCAUAGCUCUAUAACACAGUGUGAAAGAAGGAAGGCAGCUUGGCUUACGCUUUAGCUUGUGCGCAGGUAGGUUUAGGAUGAUAACUCUACCAUUUCUGUUACACCUUACCUGAACUUGAUCUGAUACCCUAGUGACCUGCUUUCAUAGAAUCAUACAAUUGCUCAGGUUGGAAAAGAUCUUAAAGAUCAAGUCUAACCAUGACCUAACCAUACUACCCUAACUCUAACAACCCUCCAGUAAAUCAUGUCCCUGAGCACCAUAUCCAAACGGCUUUUAAACACAUCCAGGGAUGGUGACUCAACCACCUCCAUGGGGAGCCUAUUCUAGUGCUUAACAACCCUUUCUGUAAAUAAGUUUUUCCUGAUAUCCAACCUCAACCUCCUCUGGCACAGCUUGAGGCCAUUUCCCCUCAUUCUGUCACCUGUCACUAGCAAGAGGAGACCAACCCCACUCUCACUGUAAGCACCUUUCAGGUACUGGAAGAGAGCAAUAAGGUCUCCCCUCAGCCUCCUUUUCCCCAGACUAAACACCCCCAGUUCCUUCAGUCUCUCCUCGUAGGACAUAUUCUCCAAGCCCUUCCAAACCUUGUUGCCCUUCUUUGGACCUGCUCCAGUGCCUAAAUGUCCUUUCUGCAUUGAGGUGCCCAAAACUGAUCACAGUACUCAAGGUGGGGCCUCACCAGUGCCAAGAACAGGGAAGGGAUUACUUCCCUAGUCCCGCUCACCACAGCAUUCCUGAUACAAGCCAGGAUGCCAUUGGCCUUCUUGGCCACCUGGGCACACUGCUGGCUCACAUUCAGCCAACUGUCCAUCAGUACACUGAGGUCCCUUCCCAUCAGGCAGCAUUCCAUCUGCUCCUCCCCAGGCCUGCAGGGUUGUUUGCCUGGGGUUGUUGUGACCAAAACGCAGGACCCAACACUUGGCCCUAUUGAAACUCAUACAGUUAACCUCGGCCCAUCGAUCCAGCCUAUCCAGGUUCCUCUGUAGUGCCUUUCUACCCUCCGGCAGAUCAACACUCCCUCCCAACUUGGUGUCAUCUGCAAACUCACUGAAGGUGCAUCCAAUCCCCUCAUCAAGAUCAUCAAUAAACAUGUUGAAUAGGAGUGGCCUCAAUACUGAGCUGUGGGGGACACCACUCAUGACUGGCUGCCAAUUGGAUUUAUCUCCAUUGCCACAAUUCAGGGCUCGGCCAUCCAGCCAGUGUUUCACCCAGAAGGAGCGUACGUACAUCCAAACCAUGGGUAGCCAGCUUCUCCAUGAGAAUGCUGUGGGCAACAGUGUCAAAGGCCUUACUGAAGUCCAGGUAGACCACACUGACAGCCUUACCUUCAUCCACUAAGCAGGUCACUUUGUGUCAGAAUGAAGUCAGGUCCAUCAAACAGGAUCUACCAUUCAUAAACCCAUGCUGACUGGGCCUGAUCCCCUGACUGACCUUUAAUUGAUCUAUGAUGGCUCCUGAGAUUAUCCAUUCUAUAACCUUCCCUGGCACAAAGGUGAGACUGAUAGGUCAAAUCAAUCAAUUUAGGUCAUUAGAACAGAAGCCAAGCCAAAGUCAAGAGUGGGAAAGUUGGGUGGUUUAAUGAGCAUAAGAACCAUGCACACAGUAACUGAAGUGCUGAAGAGGGAUCAAAAUUAAUUCCUACCAGAUAGAUUAAAACCGUCUUGAAACAACAGCCUGAGAUCUCUGAACUCUGAUAAUUUUUCCAAGUCUACAUCAUUUGCCUUAACAAGACAGUUUGCAAAGAGGUUGUGUCUUCAAGUUCCCCAGCAAGAUGUGUUGCUUAUACAUGACCAUUGAGAGCCAGUAAGGUCACAUGUCUGACUUGACUGCAGUCCCUCAGCCUACAGGAGGAAAGACUGAGUUUACAAGCUGAAUUAAGCAUAAGACCUCAGAACAUCAUACCUGCAUUCCUGGCACAUUUACUAUUUAUAGUCUUCAGACUAUUGAGUUACUUUUGCUGGAUUCCUUGUGGAAAGCAAAGGAGUCAGAGACAAACUCGGCGCUGUCGUUUCAUCAAAAGGUGGAUGUUAACAGUUGCAAUAGGAAACACUUGAAAUUUUGUACAGAAAUGCUGUGGUUUCUGAGCCUGUUAAGUGCUCAAUAAAUUUUUUAAACUUAUGAAAAA
This is a messenger RNA of Gallus gallus (chicken), 3937 nucleotides long. It is a transcript of the gene C4ORF19, whose product is annotated as chromosome 4 open reading frame, human C4orf19. The record is from RefSeq and is a predicted model, not a curated record. The coding region runs from base 281 to 1378 and encodes 365 amino acids. NCBI's taxonomy places the organism in Eukaryota, Metazoa, Chordata, Aves, Galliformes, Phasianidae. The transcript is spliced from 6 exons.